CUCGGUACUUCCGUGUCAGUUCGGGUCAACUAUGACAAGAUGGAGUUUAAUUUACAGCUAGUCUGCGACAGGAAUGGUUGAGAAGGAUAGACAUGGCAAGUAACCAGGAGUGGCCACCAGGUGGCGAUCAGCAGCAGCAUGGAGACUCUGAGACUGUUUACGCGUCUGUCCCUAUCGAGGUGAGAAGACCAAGGAUGGAAUCCUCUGAUGAUGAGACUGACCUUUACGUGGAUGCAUUUUCCACUGUCCAAGCUGACACGCUAAAGCGCCAGGGUCAAGGUCAAGGUCAAAAUGGAGAUUCAGGUAUGGAUUUUCAGACUAGUAGUAAUGGGUUGUUAGGUGGGGCUGCUCCAGUGUAUGAUGUAGUUAAGGCCCCCAUGUCACUGUACGAUAUCUCUAAACCUAUGGCAGACAUGUGGCAACCACCUCAACUGUCAAAAGAUAAUAUUUCAAGGUCAUCUACUGGUCAGUUCGAACCUCCCACUGUACAGUCACAGGAUGGUGGCAUUGUGUAUGACCUUGCCUCACAUUCUGACUUUCCUGUGUAUGAAUUGGCUAAAAAUGUCGCCAGAUCUCCCGUUGACGAGGAACCAGAACAGCCACUUCCUGAGCUGAAGAUCGUAGAGGAGGAAAUUGGAGCACAAGAUGAUAAUUUCUAUGAGGCUGUUUGUGGAGAUGAUGAUGUAGAACCUAAUGAACAAGGAACCGAAUCAAACUGUUCAUUCAAAGAUGAUGAGGCAAAAUAUACAGUUGAAAAAGAAGACAAAAAAUGUGCUGUGGAUGACAAUGAAUUGACAUGUUCACAUGAUGAUAAAGCAGAGGCACCAUCUGUGGUAGAGGAGAAUCUGAACCAGGCGCCGCAAGUGGAGCCUGUAAAGCUUCUAAGUGAGGCAGAUUACAAAAAGGACGACAAAUUUAUCUAUGAUUUGGCAGGACCUGUUGUUGACAAUGUCAACAAUACUGGAGCAGAAGACAGGGCUCCAGAAUCCGCGGUUGAUCAGGAAAUACCGCCGAAACCUCUAUGUAGGAAAGAAAGCUACCAAGGGAAAUCUUCCACAGGAGCCAGCGGAGUUUACGACGAGAUCGUUCUACCAGACACGCUCUCACAACAAGAGAAAACCUCGCGUAAACCCAAAGUUAAAAAGAGGCAAUCUUCACGAGGGAAGUCACAGAAGGGAGGUAAUAAAUGGGAUACACUCAAGAGAGGGACUGCACCGAGUCAGAAGGUGCCAGGAUGGCCCCCAGAAUCGCAUGACGGCACUUUGUACACUGAUGUCUAUUAUCCAGGAGAUUAUGAGGACUGUGCACUCUCUCUGGAUGGUGGGUCGACUGACAGCGAAUUUGACACAAUAUCAGACCAGGAAGAGGCGGAACUGGCCGAGAUUGAUGAAUAUCCAAAUAAACCCCUCCCCAAACCUCCUCCCAAAAAUAAAGGAGGACUUUUGGAACGGAUGAAAAUUAACAGAAAUGUGAGCAAGAAAGCUGAAAAAUCUUCACAAGAAGAGAUGAGCCCAUGUUUACCAGUGAAACUGGACACCAAACGACAUCCCCCUCCAGAAAUGCCUGCCCCUCCUACAGACCUCACACAGAUACAGAUGAAGAAGAGGAAGGUAAUCGAGAGUAUCAUCGGCAGUGAGAAAUCCUACAUAGAUUCUCUGGACAGAGUGGUCAAUGUAUAUAAGAAGCCACUACUGUACUCGUACGGGUUGGAGGCGAAGGAGUCGAAAGUGAAGGAUGUAUUUAAUAAGACACAAGAGAUCCUUAACUAUCAUCUGAUGUUCCAACUGGAACUUGCUGAAUGUGUCAAAAACUGGGAUGAGACGGAGAAGAUUGGAGAUAUCUUCACUGCUUCUUUUUCCAGGGCCAUGGUUGUGGACGUGUACAGUGACUAUGUCAACAAGUUCUCCACAGCGAUGGAGGAGAUCAAACGUGCUCAAAAUGCUCAGCCUGGACUCCGCAAGUUCUUACAGGAACAAGAACAAACAACAUCUGACCGUCUGUCCAUAUUUGGUCUGAUGGUGAAGCCCGUCCAGCGAUUCCCCCAGUUCAUCAUGUUCAUGCAGGAUCUACUGAAAUACACACCGCCAAAUCACCAUGACCGUUGUGCCCUCCAGAGGGCGCUCACUGAACUAGAGAAUGUUGCACACCGCCUCAACGAGAGCAAACGUGAGAGCGAACAGUAUCUGGAAGCGAAGCGCCUGCUCAAAAAGCUUGGCAAGACAUUUCCUGAACGCUCACAGAAGCUCCUUCGUCAGGACAACUUUGAACAGAUGACCAAGGCCUAUGGAGAGAUUGUGAUGAAGAAGCGACGUCUCAUCCUAAUGGACGAUUGUCUAAUUGUGAUUGGUGUAAUCUACAGAGACAAUGAAGACCGUCCAAAGACAGAACAACUUAAGGUGAAGAGCUGCUGUGCACUGGUAAACCUGGAGCUGAAGGAUAGUUCUAUUUCUCCCGACAUGCAGAGUAGUAUCCUCAGUACGAGUCGACGCACCUCAAUACAGACGAAGGCUCCGUUAAAGCCGGAGGAUGACCCUUUCCACCUAUAUAAUGACCUUAGCAACAUGAUGCAUGACCUUUCUGUCCUUGGUAAGAUAGGGGCCCUUGUAUCAUCCCUACAGAAUACCUACGAGGGUUUGGGUGAAGAUCUGGUGAUCGAGGUGACACGGGACCUUCAACAGAUGAUUCAAGUCAAGGACCAACAAUUACAGCUACUGAAUAGCUGUACAAUAAACAUCCAUGAUACUUUCAAGAAUAUGCGGUACACGUUCCAGACAUCGACCCCAGAGAUGAAACAGGAAUGGUGUAAAGAGUUCCUCAUGGCCAAGUUUGCUCUCGAGCCCCAGAAUAACCCUGGCUGGGUAAAGGCAGAGGAUACUAACUCAUUACAGCCGGCCGUCUUUAUGAAGUCUGUCUGUGUGGACUUGCCUCGUAACUACACCAAGAUGAAGUGUGCCGUACCCGUUUUCCUGUCCGCCCCUGGUACAAUUGACAUAGGUAUUCAGCAUUUGUGGGUUGUCAUGACAACGGAGAAAAGAUCUCAUGUGGCUCUGGUGUCCACCCAAUCAACAAAGCCUGCCUUGGUGGAAUCCUUCCAGGCCAUGGACGUGGAGGCGGUCGCCGUGGAGAUGGUCCAGGGUUAUGCUACAGUAGACACUGAGAACGCAUUUGUGGAGGACACAGUAUGGAUGUCCACAAUCUCCUCGGAAAUCAUGGUGUUCCGUCUGUUUAAUGAAGCGGGUCGGAGAGACCUAUCAACCACGGCCAGGAAACCAGCCACACAUUUCUACUGUCACGGCAUUGCUUUGGUGAUCCGGGCCAUGGAUGACCGAGUAUUCGCUGGGUGUAAUAACGGAAACUUAGUCAUCUAUGACCGAGAUGCUGAAGGGAGAUGGAACUUCCGUUCUCCUACUAUAACGGUGAUAGACAGUGUUCCAAUCCGUAGCAUCCUUGUGAUGGAGGAGGAAGUGUGGCUGUCAUGUCGGGAUUAUGUCUACAUUAUCCAGUACGAGGAGAACAAUUACAGUGAGAAAGUGAGAAUGAGCUCCAAUGAAGGAGGAUCGGAGAUCAGUGAAAUGGUCCGAUCCGGAGUGGGAUUGUGGGUAUCUUACAAAGACCAGUCAAGAGUCUGUCUCUUUCACAUCGAAACCAAGGAAAAUCUCCAGGAGGUGAACGUGAAAGGUGCUGUGGAGAGGAUGGUGUCAGGUUGUCCCACCUAUGCUAAGGAGAAGUUGACGGACACCUGUAUGGUAACGAGUCUGAUGGCAAGCCGUGGUUACCUGUGGAUCGGGACAAAUGUAGGAAUCAUUCUGACAGUGUCUCUGCCCCGUCUGAAGGACGGAGUGCCUCGCUACUGGGACAAACCUUGGGUCUCCUGUCACGCCCACAACGGCCCUGUGAAACUGCUUAUCCCUGUCUACUGUGAUACUGUCAAUCUCUGGCAGUUUGUUGACGGUGCCAAUCAUAUGACAGGAAAUGAUUCUGGUGACAAUAGUGACGUCACUAGUGAAAGAAGGAAAUCUAGUUUAUCUACAGAGCCCGAGGGUUCCGCUCACAAGGACAGUUUAGGAGUUCAAGUUCUACCUAAUGAGAAAGAAGUACUUUUACCACAAAAUGUCUCCCACAGGACCCUGCGCGGAGACGACACUGACAAUUCAUCCACUAAAUCUCUGGGGCGAUAUAUGAGACACCCGCAGAGUUCUCUACCAUUCAGGAAAGAGCUACUGGAGACAGUCAAAAAGAAACGUAUGGGUACAGUUAGGAACUCUAACCUUCUAGACAAGGUCGCCCCCGAGGAUGAGGUCAGUUUGUACUACAGUGACCUUUUGACCUUUGAUGAGGGGUCAGAUUCCAGUAAGAGUUCUGACCUAUCUGAUAACAUUAGUAUAAAGGAAUCGCCUGGUAAGUCAGGUGAUGUGGGGGCUGUGAUUGAUGAGAGUAAAAGUCAAAAUGAUUUAAACGUACAAAAAAUCCACAAGGAGUUAAAACCUAAAAAGUCAUUUAGUUUACGAAAAACUCUAUCAAAAGCCAAAUCACCAAAUGUGAGAACCUCACUAUCGCUCAAACUUCCACCAGGGGACCACAAUGGGCCGAGAAUGAAGGCCAUUAGUACGCUGUCUAAACGAAACUGUAAUGCUGUGAUUGUGAUAAGCGGAGGAGAUGGAUAUCUGGACUGGAAACGACCGCCGGUCGAUCAUCAAAAGGAAUAUCUCCGCAACGAUGAAUCUUCUCUGAUGAUGUGGAUGUACAAAUUCUAGAGAAUGACAUGUACUCCGUGUAUUUCUGUAAAGGGACCUGUUGUCAAUGUCACUACACUAAUAACAUAUUGUAGUGUACAGUUUCAUUGUUGUGGUUAUUGACCAAUGGGAGGAGGUGUAUAGGAGUAUCGAGGGGAAGAUCGAAUAGAAGUAUCGAGGGGAAGAUUGAAUAGAAGUAUCGAGGGGAAGAUGGAAUAGAAGUAUCGAGGGGAAGAUUGAAUAGAAGUAUCGAGGGGAAGAUUGAAUAGAAGUAUCGAGGGGAAGAUUGCAUAGAAGUAUCGAGGGGAAGAUUGAAUAGAAGUAUCGAGGGGAAGAUUGAAUAGAAGUAUCGAGGGGAAGAUGGAAUAGAAGUAUCGAGGGGAAGAUUGAAUAGAAGUAUCGAGGGGAAGAUUGAAUAGAAGUAUCGAGGGGAAGAUGGAAUAGAAGUAUCGAGGGGAAGAUUGAAUAGAAGUAUCGAGGGGAAGAUGGAAUAGAAGUAUCGAGGGGAAGAUUGAAUAGAAGUAUCGAGGGGAAGAUUGAAUAGAAGUAUCGAGGGGAAGAUUGAAUAGAAGUAUCGAGGGAAAAUUGAAUAGAAGUAUCGAGGGGAAAAUUGAAUAGAAGUAUCAAGGGGAAGAUCAAAUAGAAGUAUCGAGGGGAAGAUUGAAUAGAAGUAUCGAGGGGAAGAUUGCAUAGAAUUAUCGAGGGGAAGAUUGCAUAGAAUUAUCGAGGGGAAGAUUGCAUAGAAUUAUCAGUUAUCGAGGGGAAGAUAGAUAUUACGAAUGAUAGGGCUAUUGGGAAUUAAUGAUUCGGUAUCAAAAAUUAAAAAAAAAAAAAGAAAAACCAGUUCUUUCUAGUCAAGCUGCAGUCACUUAGAGGGUAGGGUUAUAAAAUAAGUUACAUUCAGAUGUUAGGGUGAUAAAAUACUUUACAGGCACUCAGCUGUUGAUUGGCUGAAAGUAAGUGUUGAGGUUAAUUAGACAUGACCCUUUACCACCCUCAGAUAGAUCUGUGUUUUAAUCAGAUUGAGAAUGUACUGUAGUAUACAUGUAGAAGGUCCUGUGUGUUACUCCCGAGAUACACGUCAUCACAGGGUCCUGACAUUAGCCCUGUAAAGAGAUUUUUGUUAUUCAGUCAUUCUGGUACUAGAAUAUUGUGACUGUUAUAUAGAUGUUACUGGUUGUUGUAAAUCCCAUGUUGUAAAUCCAAUAUAUAUACUGUGUUUCCAUGGUGACACAGGAUGUUGUUGUACAAUGUAUAUCUCCAUGGUGACACAGGAUGUUUUGUACAAUGUAUAUCUCCAUGGUGACACAAUGAUGCAUAUCCCUAUAGAUACAACCUGUGUGUGUUUCCAUGGUGACACAUGAUGUUGUUAUACAGUGUAUAUCUCCAUGGUGACACAGGAUGUUGUUAUACAGUGUAUAUCCCUGUAUAUAUAAUCUUUGUAUGUUUCUAUGGUAACAUCAGAUGUUGUUAUAUCUCUAUGUUGUUGUCUUCUGUUGCUAAGUAUUACAGUUAGUUGUUAUGUAAUACUGUAUUGUUGUCAUGGUUACUGCUUCACCUUAUCACUUGUUCCACAGAUUUAAAUAAUUAUAUUUUAAAUAUGUUUCUGUAUUCUUUUUCAAUUGUGAUAUAGAUAUUUAUAUUAUUCCAUCACCAAUGCAUUCAUUCAAAAUCCAAUAUUUGUACUAUUAUAUAACCAGCUGCUUUGAGAUAUUCAAUGUACAUGUAGUACUUAACGAUAUUGUGUAAUUAUAUUAAAUAAGGAUAUUGUGUAAUUAUAAUGUUAUAUGAGAGAAAGAAUGUUUCAAAAAUUAAAUGGCAACUAAGUGAUUACUUAGGCUUAUAAAGUCUUAGCUAGAUAGGUAGACAUUGUACAGUGGUAUGUUUA
Pecten maximus is the source of this 6621-nucleotide messenger RNA. RefSeq names its product rho guanine nucleotide exchange factor 10-like. Gene Ontology annotation, biological process: positive regulation of stress fiber assembly; actin cytoskeleton organization. Gene Ontology annotation, molecular function: guanyl-nucleotide exchange factor activity. Bases 93 to 4754 code for a protein of 1553 amino acids. NCBI's taxonomy places the organism in Eukaryota, Metazoa, Mollusca, Bivalvia, Pectinida, Pectinidae. The transcript is spliced from 22 exons. The record is from RefSeq and is a predicted model, not a curated record.